Helianthus annuus (common sunflower) is the source of this 525-nucleotide messenger RNA. RefSeq names its product BCL-6 corepressor-like protein 1. The coding region runs from base 1 to 525 and encodes 174 amino acids. The transcript has a single exon. NCBI's taxonomy places the organism in Eukaryota, Viridiplantae, Streptophyta, Magnoliopsida, Asterales, Asteraceae. The record is from RefSeq and is a predicted model, not a curated record.
AUGGAGUUUGUUGAUCCGGAGCCUGCUGUGGCCCCUGAGCCGGUAGUUGCUCCUGACCCUGCGUUAGAGCAUGACCCUGUUCAUGCCAAUGCACCUGUUGUUGCUCCUUUCGUUGAUGAUUUACCUGUUGACGAUCAUCCUAUUGUUGCUGGACCGUUGGAGGAUGGUCAUGCUGUUGAUGCUCAUGUUGAUGUUCCAUUUUUGUUAGAGGAUCCUAUUGUUGCUCCACCAUUAGCGGAUGAGCAUGUUGAUGCCAUUCCUGCUGAUCCUGUUGUUGCACCACUUCCUGAUCCAGUGCCGGUGAUGUUCGACCGCGCACCUUUUGCGACCCAUAUCGAUCCACAAUACGCUUACACCCACAAUGGGUGGAUAGACGAUGACGAUGAUUUCCCACCUUUCGUGGUACCUGUUACACCACCUGUAGCCCCUGUUUCAGCCCCUGUUUCAGCUCCCAUUGAUGCACCUUUGUUUCCCACACACGUCACAGAUGCGCAUCGCGCAGAUCUUCCUGUUACAUUUCUUUAG